UUUCCGGUGUUAAAGUUCAUCUUCCGGUUGAAAAAGAUGGCGGCCCCCGACGAGUUGUUUUGCUGGGAAGGAGACUGGGGUUUACCGUCUGUCAGCACCGACUGCCUGGUGGUUCUGGUGAGGGUUCGGUCGCUGGUACUUAGGAAGAUCUGCAGCCCCUGGCGGAGUCCCGGCGGCUCUCUUCCUGCUCUGAGGACCAAUCAGAACGAGACUCUGUCCCGCCCCUCUGACAUCAUCAUCCACCUCAGGAAACAGAAAUUCAACGCAGACUUCGACCUGUCUGCUAAAGAAGGUGCUGACAGCCUGGCCUUCAUCUCUCUGCUGGAGGAGAAGCUCAUGCCGGCGCUGAUCUACACCUUCUGGGUGGAGCCGAAGAACUUCGUGGAGGUGACCCGACGCUGGUACGCCGAGCACAUGAUGUUCCCCCUGAACUUCUUCCUGCCGGGCCGGAUGCAGAGCCGGCAGCUGGAGAAGCUGCGGCUGCUGAGGGGAGACGAGCACCUGGAGGCUGGGGAGGAGCUGGAGAAGGAGCUGUACCGGGACGCUGCAGAGUGCAUGAACCUCCUGUCGCAGAGACUCGGCUCACACAAGUUCUUCUUUGGAGACUCGCCUUCGUCUCUGGACGCCUACGUCUUCGGCCACCUGGCUCCCAUCCUGAAGUGCAGACUUCCCAACGGAAAGCUGCAGCAGCACCUGAAGUCCCUGGACAACCUGAGCGACUUCUGCUCCAACAUCCUGCUGCUGUACUUCCCCAGAGACAGCCGAGAGCCGUCGGCUCAGAAAGCGCCGGCGGCGCCGGAGGCCGGAGACUUCGACAACGUCCCCAACAAGCGCAGGAAGCAGUUUCUGUCGGCUCUGUUUGCCUUGGGCGCCAUGCUGAGCUACGCCCUGCUGACCGGCAUGGUGUCCAUCCAACACGGCCACCAGGAGGCGCUGGAGGAGCCGCCGGACCCGGAGCACAUCGGGGCCCACGAAGAAGAAGGGGACGGCUGAGGAAAACGAAGGACGAUACGGGACUGAAAAACCAGAUCUUUUCCAGGUUCACCGCCGCGGGGGACGGCCAGGAAAAGAUCCAAACAGAAACAAUUUAUGAGCCUGGAGCGGACAGGAAGUGGGUCUGGGUGCUGAACAGGAAAUAAAGAUAUUCAACCCAUUGC
This is a messenger RNA of Poecilia latipinna (sailfin molly), 1157 nucleotides long. RefSeq names its product metaxin 1a (gene mtx1a). The record is from RefSeq and is a predicted model, not a curated record. The coding region runs from base 37 to 993 and encodes 318 amino acids. The transcript has 8 exons. Gene Ontology annotation, biological process: mitochondrion organization. Gene Ontology annotation, cellular component: SAM complex; cytoplasm. NCBI's taxonomy places the organism in Eukaryota, Metazoa, Chordata, Actinopteri, Cyprinodontiformes, Poeciliidae.